AUGAAGGCGGCUGUGGCGGUGCUGCUGCUCGGCAGCCUGUGGCGGGCAGCGCCGGGGGCUGCGGAGUGCGGGCAGUGCGACGCCGCCUCCUGCCCCCCGCUCCGGUGCCGGGCCCCCGAGCUGCUCGGCGAGGACGAGUGCGGCUGCUGCCCGCGGUGCCUCGGGGUGCAGGGCGACGUGUGCGGGGGCAAGGAGCUCAGGCACGGCCGCUGCGCCCCCGGGUACGUGUGCCUCACGUCGGCGGGGGAGCGGCAGGAGCGGGAGCGGCAGGAGAGGGAGAGGCAGGAGAGGGAAGAGGAGGGCACGGGCACGUGUGUGUGUAAGCACGACUACCCCGUGUGCGGCUCGGACGGCGCCAGCUACCCCACCAUCUGUGCCCUGCACCUGGCCAGCUGGAGGGCGGCGCAGGCCGACCGCGGCAAGGUCCACAAGGCACACGACGGGGAGUGCAAGUACGCUCCUGUUAUCGUCAUCCCACCAAAGCCAAUCCAAAACGUGACUGGUUCCCAAGUCUACUUGGCCUGUGAGGUCAAAGCAGUUCCGACUCCCAUUAUUACUUGGAGGAAGGUCACAGAGUCUCCCAAGGGGGUGAAGCUGCUGGAAGAACUGCCUGGAGACCGAGUAAAUGUGGCCAUUCAAGUCCGUGGUGGCCCAUCUAAGCACGAAAGCACAGGAUGGGUCUUGAUUAAUCCACUGACAAAGGAAGAUGAAGGUGUUUAUCAGUGUCAUGCCAGCAACAUCCUGGGAGAGGUUCAGACCGAAGAAACAAUCAAAGUAAUAGAGAAAACCAUCAGGACUAAAGGUAAUAAGAAAACCGACCCCAAAGAGAAGGACAAUUAGGACACUGGCUGAUUUUAGAUGCUGUGGCCGGUGACCCCACAGUGAUACAUCCCUCUGCUACUUCUUUUAGGGUUAGGCAAAGGUGCAACAUAACUAACUGAAACAGACAUAAUGUAUUUUGUACCAUUUCUCUUCUACUUUUGUAAAGUUUUUAUGACAACAUGGGGUAGGCAAGUUAUAAAAUGAUUAUAGUGUAUGGGUUUGCCAGGGGAUUUGAGAAUCAGAAUGUCUUAGAUUUGACUUGAUUUGUGAAUGGAGGACAUUUCUCAAAAAUGUUUGAGAUGUGUGAGAUUUGUGUACUCCGCGUGUGAUUUUGUAACAUUGUAGUAAGAAUUACUAACAAAGCAACAAUGCAUUUCAUGCUAGAUUAACAGAAUUAUAAUCUUUCAUCAUAGUCUUUGUGCAACACGACUUCUAUGUUGUCAAUCGCAAAAUAGACUAGUCUUCUUUGGUACUGGAAAAUAGUUAUUGGAUGGAUUGUUUCAAAACUGUACUUUUAUAUUUCAAAGGAUGUGUUCUGUUUUAUUUAACUAACCAAAUAGCUACUUAUUUGCUCCUGAAGUCUCCAAGUAUUAAACAGAAGCCACUGCAUGGAUAUUUGCUAACUCUAUUGCUGGCCCCAUGGCAUAAAUAAGGCAGUCACAAAGAGGUUUUUACACAAGUGCUACUCCAAUUAUGUGGAUCAUGAUUACUUUAUGUAUAUCAAUUUAAAAAUCUGUGCUUUGUAGUCUUGUAUGAUGUGUUUUAAUAAAAUUCUUUACGCCUCUCUUGA
Molecule: messenger RNA, 1612 nt
Organism: Callorhinchus milii (elephant shark)
Lineage: Eukaryota; Metazoa; Chordata; Chondrichthyes; Chimaeriformes; Callorhinchidae
Product: insulin-like growth factor-binding protein-like 1
Exons: 5
Coding region: 1-840 (279 amino acids)
Biological process (GO): regulation of cell growth; regulation of signal transduction
Cellular component (GO): extracellular region
Molecular function (GO): insulin-like growth factor binding
Source: RefSeq, a predicted model, not a curated record